CUUGGAAAGCGUCAUGUCGUUUCGAUCUGCCGCUAGCUGCCUCAAGCUCGUGUCCCGUCGUCUUGCUCGUCCGCCAGCGUAUAGGUCACCUAUUAUAAUGCCAACAUGUUCUUUCUCUUCGACCAAAUGUCGUCGUGCUGCCUUCGCCGAGCAACCACCUUCACAGCCUACGAAGCUGUUGUUCAUACCAUCAAAGGAAUACCUCGAAGAAGAAGAGAUAGAUAUCGAGCUCCCUGCAGACAAGGAUAUACAUAUUGUCAUAACGGACCGGGCAGCGGAGAAAUUGCGCGCAAUCGCUAAACGUGAAGGGAAUCCAGAAGCUGCCCUUCGAAUAGCGGUGGAAUCCGGUGGCUGCCACGGUUAUCAAUACAAGAUGAACUUGGCAAAACAUCGAUCCCCAGAUGAUUACUUAUUCUCCCAUCCCUCCAUCUUCCCCUCCAAUAUACUAGUGGAUGCUAUCUCGCUGACUCUUCUUAAUGGCUCUACAAUCGACUUUGCAACUGAACUCAUUGGAAGCAGUUUCAGGGUGACAGAGAACCCGCACGCCAAGGGGAGUGGGUGCGGGUGUGGUGUUAGCUGGGAGCUCAAAAUAUAACAACCUUACGGUCACCUAACAGCUUGACCAAUAUUGCGACUCUUGCUAGGUUUCUCUGUUGUAUAUUACACACAGGUGGGAAUUGUGGAAUCUUGGCAAGAGAACCAGGAUAUUUAUUUACACGUACAGAAAUUGAAUUUAUUGUAUAUGCAAUAAUAGAUACAUCCACACUAUCUGAUGAAAGUUUCCAUCUCUCUCGUUACAUACAGAC
Molecule: messenger RNA, 806 nt
Organism: Guyanagaster necrorhizus
Lineage: Eukaryota; Fungi; Basidiomycota; Agaricomycetes; Agaricales; Physalacriaceae
Exons: 3
Coding region: 14-595 (193 amino acids)
Biological process (GO): iron-sulfur cluster assembly
Cellular component (GO): mitochondrion
Molecular function (GO): 2 iron, 2 sulfur cluster binding; iron ion binding; 4 iron, 4 sulfur cluster binding
Source: RefSeq, a predicted model, not a curated record